This is a messenger RNA of Mercurialis annua (annual mercury), 1847 nucleotides long. RefSeq lists its product as uncharacterized. The record is from RefSeq and is a predicted model, not a curated record. The transcript has 9 exons. Lineage: Eukaryota; Viridiplantae; Streptophyta; Magnoliopsida; Malpighiales; Euphorbiaceae. The coding region runs from base 44 to 1564 and encodes 506 amino acids. Gene Ontology annotation, molecular function: dipeptidyl-peptidase activity; serine-type exopeptidase activity. Gene Ontology annotation, biological process: proteolysis.
GCUCUUAAAUCACAAACUACUUGAUCAAUAACUCUCCAUUAUAAUGUCUCCAAUUUUAAUUCUGUCUCGUUUAUUUUUACUAUGUGCAAUAAUUCUCUCAUCUUCUACAAUUGCAGAACUGUCAAAUAUUCCAAUACUUAGUCCAAUAGGACCAAGAAUUUUACAAAACCCUAAAAAAACAUUUGUGUCUGAAUCAGUUUCUGAAGAUUUAGAAACAUAUUUCUACAACCAAACACUUGAUCACUUCAACUAUAAUCCUCAAAGUUAUCAAACUUUCCAGCAAAGAUAUGUUAUUAAUUCUAAGUUUUGGGGUGGUGCUGAUUCUGAUUCACCAAUCUUUGUUUAUUUUGGAGCAGAAGCACCGUUAGAUGGUGAUCUAACGGCUAUUGGUUUUCUUGAUGAUAAUGCUGCUCAAAUCAAUGCUCUUUUGGUAUAUAUAGAGCAUAGAUUCUAUGGACAAUCAAUCCCAUUUGGCUCCCAAGAAGAAGCAUUGAAGAAUUCAAGCAUUCGUGGAUAUUUUAAUUCUGCUCAAGCUAUUGCAGACUAUGCAGAAAUCAUUAUUCAUAUCAAGAAAAAGCGGAAAGCUGAAAAUUCUCCGGUUAUUGUUAUCGGAGGAUCAUACGGUGGAAUGUUGGCUUCAUGGUUUCGACUUAAAUACCCUCACAUAGCUCUUGGAGCUUUGGCAUCAUCAGCACCUAUUCUUUACUUUGAUGAUAUUACCCCUCAGGAUGGAUACUAUUCUAUUGUUUCCAAGGAUUUCAGGGAAGCUAGUGAGAGUUGCUAUCAAACAAUACAAAAAUCAUGGGCAGAAAUUGAUCAAGUUGCUUCUAUGCCUAAUGGCCUUCAAAUUUUAAGCAAGAAAUUCAAGACUUGCAAACCAUUGACUGAUUCUGAUGAACUAAAAGACCAAUUGGACACAAUGUAUGCGAGUGCUGCACAAUACAAUAGACCAGCACCAACGUAUCCAGUUGACCUAAUCUGCAAGGGCAUAGAUGGAAUAACAAGUAAUGAUACUCUUGAUAAAAUAUUUGGUGGAAUUGUUUCUUAUAAAGGAAAAAGAUUAUGCUAUAUUAAUCCACCCACUAAUGUCUCUCAAACAGCAUUUGGUUGGAGAUGGCAGACAUGUAGUGAGAUGGUGAUACCAAUUGGGAUAGGCAAUGACACAAUGUUCCCACCGUUACCGUUUGAUCUCAAUGUUCACAAUAAGAACUGCAACCACUUGUAUGGGAUUACACCUCGUCCUCAUUGGGUCACUACCUACUAUGGAGGUCAUAGCAUUAAAUUGAUUCUUCAGAGGUUUGGGAGCAACAUUAUUUUCUCCAAUGGACUAAAAGAUCCUUACAGUAGUGGCGGGGUGUUGGAAAACAUAUCAGACACUAUUCUUGCAGUUCAUACAGCCAAUGGGUCUCAUUGCUUGGAUAUACUUGUAGCAAAUGCUACAACAGAUCCAGAAUGGUUGCUUGCGCAACGAAAAACCGAGAUCAAUAUAAUCCGAAGAUGGAUCGAUAAAUACUACGAUAAUCUACGUAUUACCGAUGAAAAAACCACAACAAAGCUUUUGUAAUACAAAAAUUGAAAGAUAAAUAAAGUCAGAAAUUGUUUGUGUAGAACUAUGGAUAAUUGCAAAGAUCAACAGCACUAAGCUCAGUUCAAAGAAACAAAAGACUUCCAAUUUGUAUCAAAUUGGUAUUUGUUUGUGGUGGUAUGCAAAUAUAAGGGUGUAAACGAGUUGAGUCAUGUCGAGUAUUGAGAAAAUCGAAAUUGACUUGUUUACUUUGGAGUCCAGUUUCGAAUUUAUGUAUCAAGUAUUUCUCGAGCUUAUCAAAAGCUCACGAGCUUAACGAGUU